Grosmannia clavigera kw1407 is the source of this 987-nucleotide messenger RNA. RefSeq lists its product as uncharacterized. The transcript is spliced from 3 exons. NCBI's taxonomy places the organism in Eukaryota, Fungi, Ascomycota, Sordariomycetes, Ophiostomatales, Ophiostomataceae. Bases 1 to 987 code for a protein of 328 amino acids. The record is from RefSeq and is a predicted model, not a curated record.
AUGGCUCCCCCUUCUUCCGCCCAGUCCCUUCCGCCGUCCGUCGAGGAGGCCUACCGCAGGAAAUGCGGUCUGCUGAAGCAGCGUAUGGCUGAUGUCGAGGAGACGAAUGAUGCCGUGCGUGUGCGCCUGGCCAGGCUGAAGCGACAGGUCGAGAAGCAGCGCCUCGAGCGGGCCUUUCUUCUCGAACAGCUCGCCAAGCGCACCAGCGCCAAUGUGGAGGAUUCCGAUGGCAGCCCGAGCCCGCCUCCGACCCCGAAAGACAAGCCUCUGAGGACGAAGCGUGGACACAGGAAAGCCUCGCUUACCGGCAUCGGCGGCGAGCCCGGCUCGACUGCCACGACCUUUAUCAACCAGAACCUACAGGCGCAGUCACCGAACUCGGAUGCGGCCAGCAACCAUGUGGACAGCCAGACCCUGGAAACGCAGGGAUCGGCCAAGAGCGGCGGCAAGGGCAAGGACAAAGUCAAGGACAAGAAUAGCAAGGUCGACGGCGGAGACAAGGACAAGGACGGCGCCAACGGGAUGGCCAAGGGACCGCUGAAGCGGCCAGUCAACGGCUUCGAGCUGUACUGCGCAGAGGUACGACCCGGCCUGGCCGAAAAGAAGCAGGAGAAGGCCAAGAUGGGCGGCGGCGACGAAGCGGACGAUGUCGACAUGGAGGACGCUGUCGAGUAUGGCGCGGGCAGCAGCAGCAUCGAGGCCGAUCUGGCCCGUGGCUGGACGGACAUGCCUCAGAGCCAUAAGGACGAGUUUGAGGCACGCGCAGCCGAGGAGCUGGCGAAGCACAAGAAGGCCAAGGAGGAUGCGCGGCAGCAGAAGCAAAAGGACAAGGGAGACGACACCGAGAAGGAGGGUGAGCACAACGCCGAAACCGAGGAUGCCAAGGCCGGAGAAGAAAAGAAGGAAUCGGCCAAACGUGUCGUCAAGGAGGAAGACACGGAGAUGGCUGACGAGAAUGCGGCGCCGUCGAUUGACAGCAAGGAAUAA